AAAAAAAAAAAAAGCAGUAGAGCAAUAAUUAAGGAAGUGAAAACUAGGAGAGUGUGAAAAGGGUAGGAGAGAGAAACAGAAAAGAAAGAAGAAUCUACUAAAAAAGGAAGCAACAUUUCUUCUUCAUUUUUUCAUCUUCUCUUCUUACAAACUUCAACAUAAUCUUCUCCUCUUCCUUUUCUCGUCACUCAAACAAUUCACACUUUCUCUCUCUAAACUCUCUCUAUUCGCCGGAACGAUGACCGGCGGUGGAUCCUCCGGGAGAUUACCAACAUGGAAGGAGAGAGAAAACAACAAAAGAAGAGAGAGAAGAAGAAGAGCUAUUGCUGCUAAGAUCUAUUCAGGUUUACGAGCUCAAGGUAAUUUUAAGCUUCCUAAACACUGUGAUAAUAAUGAAGUCUUGAAAGCUCUUUGUUCUGAAGCUGGUUGGAUCGUUGAAGAAGAUGGUACUACUUAUCGAAAGGGAAGUAAGAGACCAUUACCAAAUGAGAUGGGAGGAACUCCUACAAAUAUGAGUGCUUGUUCUUCAAUGCAACCAAGUCCACAAUCUUCUUCGUUCCCAAGUCCACAAUCUUCUUCGUUCCCAAGUCCAAUACCAUCAUACCCUACGAGUCCAACUCGCAUGGAUGGAAUUACAAACCCCUCUUCCUUUCUCCUACCAUUCAUCCGCAACAUAACUUCAAUCCCAACAAAUCUUCCACCCCUUAGGAUUUCCAACAGUGCUCCUGUUACGCCACCUCUUUCUUCUCCAAGAAGUUCAAAGCGAAAAGCAGAUUUUGAAUCCCUUUGUAAUGGUUCCUUUAACUCCUCGUUUCGCCACCCCCUUUUCGCUACCUCUGCACCAUCAAGCCCCUCGCGACGUAACCACUUACCCCCUUCCACCAUUCCAGAAUGUGAUGAGUCAGAUGCUUCUACAGUGGACUCUGGUCGGUGGGUUAGUUUUCAGACAACAACUGCCCAUGGUGCAGCUCCUCCUUCCCCUACUUUUAAUCUUAUGAAACCAGCAAUGCAGAUCACUCCCCAGAGUUCGAUGGAUAUGAAACAUAUGAAUGAAGCCAUGCAAUGGAGUGCAGGUUCAGCUACUGAGAGAGGUAGAGGCUCAGAUUUUGACUUUGAGAAUGGCAGAGUUGUGAAGCCGUGGGAAGGUGAGAGAAUUCAUGAGGUAGGAAUGGAAGAGUUGGAGCUUACUCUAGGGUUUGGUAAGGCCUGAUCAUGAUAAAACCAGCUUAAGUUUGUGUUCUAAAUUAUACACCGUACCAAAAAAUUACAGAUUCAAUCGCAAUUCCUCAAAAAGUGUGCCUGAUUUUCUGGGUGAGUUAGGACAUUGCUCGGAUCUGCUACUUCUGCAUUAGUCAGGGAAAUUCCAAAUUGGGUGUUAUUGCAAUAUUUUCCUUGUGUACAGUUUUUUUUAUAUAGCUGUGGUUAGUGGUUACUCUAAUAUGAAAUUUGACUUCAAUUGUAAUGCCUUGUUGAUUGUUGAAGAGUAACAUUUGAAUCUUACCAAGACCAAGGGUAACAAGGUGAUAUUGUUGCUCCUCUUAUUGAUGACAUUUUGACAUUUUUCUUCCUCUUGAUAAUUCAUUACACUGGUGAGAAUCCAACUAAGUUUUUGUAGUGUGUUUGUUAUGGCUAA
Medicago truncatula (barrel medic) is the source of this 1633-nucleotide messenger RNA. Its product is annotated as BES1/BZR1 homolog protein 2. Lineage: Eukaryota; Viridiplantae; Streptophyta; Magnoliopsida; Fabales; Fabaceae. Bases 239 to 1210 code for a protein of 323 amino acids. Gene Ontology annotation, biological process: DNA-templated transcription; brassinosteroid mediated signaling pathway. Gene Ontology annotation, molecular function: DNA-binding transcription factor activity. The transcript is spliced from 2 exons. The record is from RefSeq and is a predicted model, not a curated record.